UAUAAAUCUUUGCCCAAGGGUAGAAGUGUCGUAAACUCAUCGGCCCUUCGUCCGCCAUGCAUCUACCAUUUAACAGAACAAUGGCUUUGGCAUUAAUUGGGCAGUCACCAUUCAUUAUUAGUCAUUAUGAUCAUUAUCGUUAUUAUUUUAUCAUUUUGUUUGGCGUCACAUGUGCCUGGGAGGCGACCCCGACUGAAAAGCGAAGUGAAUCACACUUGACGGAACAAAACUGAUUGGGGAGUGAAGGUGGACUACUACACCAGUGUUUCCUCCUAUACUGAUGUACGAAUAGUGCAGUGGGUUCCCGAGUGGGUGCAACGGUGGUUACUCUCCUCUUCACGGGGCCUCCACUUCCUCAACGAGGGACGGACUUUUUUCCACUGUAGUAUUGCAUGCAUAUGUGGAACAAAAGCUCGAGGGAUACGUUAACGGUACAAUUUUAAAGGACACGUCGAAGAAAAGAAAGAAAAUGAUAAUAGGCCUAACGAGCUGGCGGUAAUAGUCAAAUAUGACUGGUCGCCAUUAAUAUCCAACAAAUAACAACAUAACACACAAUGCGGCAGGCUUCAAUCACCCCCGGGGGUGGACUCGCGAUUCCGUCUCUCAUUGCCCGGUCUGUAACCAUGCAUACAUUUGACAUGUUAUCAUGAGGCCUCGCCUGCAAACAUUUUAAAUGAAAAAUUUUAAUUAGAGCAUUUCCAGGAUGUCUAUACUUACGCUACCCGUUUGAUUGAUUGGAUUGUGAUCGUGAAACUCAUUGCUGACACAAUAUUCUUCCGUUUAAUAUUGUCAUCUACAUCUUUUCCUGUAUGGUGCUCAGGUUGUUUACUGUGUUGUAUUUGAGGUAAAAUAAACUGGAACUCUGAUCAUGAUGGGUAAAAAGACACCUGAAACAUUGAUAUUCAUUGUGUUAAUGGUUUACAGCAUUAUUCAAUUAAUGGUGUACAAUGGCAAACUGCAGAUUCACCUCGUCGCAGAAAGAUACCAUGUCCCAGGAAGAUUGAAUCUGACAGGGGGUCCGAUGCGGAACAUAACAGAACCAGUACUUCUGGAGCAACCGACAACUUCCGUCCCAUUGCUCGGCUGGCGGAAAACUGUAAGUUGGAAACCAGGAUCGAAGCUAGAUAUAUAUGACUAUCUGAUCAAUCCUGUGGACAAGUGCAAGGCUGGGAAGGAUAAUAUCACUUUACUUGUCUUAAUCAAAUCCGCACCGGGCAACGGACACCUAAGAGAUGCUGCAAGGCAAACACACAUAAGAGGAGCGGCAGAAGAGAAGUUAUCAGCCAGAAUGGUGUUCAUCAUAGGCGAAUCUGAAGCACAGGGCGUGACGGAGAAUAUUCAUAAGGAGUCUGAAACACAUGGGGAUAUCCUAAGAGUAGGCUUCCAUGAUAAUUACUACAACCUUACCAUCAAACUUAUUAUGGGGUUUAAAUGGGUGCUCGAAUUUUGCAGCAACACUGAGUUCUUGUUGACAACGGAUGACGAUGUCAUAGUUGAUGUCCCGACCCUGGUCAAAGACCUCGACGCUCUACCGCCAAAGGAUCGCUCUCGGUUCGUUCUUGGAAAAAGGGCAGAUGGUUAUAAACCAUGGCGCAACUACACUGGUGUUUGGGAUAAAUGGUAUGUACCGAAGGAAUUUUACUCAAACGAGACAUAUCCUACGUUUCCAUUGGGACAUGGGUAUGUUUUGUCGCAUGAUGUUGUUGAGAAACUUGUUCAAGUUUCCAGAGAAACCCCGACAAGGAUACCAUUUGACGACGUUUAUUGUGGUAUACUGUUGGAUAAGUUGGCCAUCGGAAUUCUUCACCGACCGCAGUGGUUUCGACGGCACCAUCCAAAAAGUCGAGAGAGGGAUUACUUAAGGAUUGAAGUGCCAGCGAAAGAAAUGAAAAAUGCUUGGAAUAGUUUUAGAAUUAACCACAGACAGUGAACAUGUUUUGCAAUUUAUACUGAACAGAAUUAAAGAAUCUAUUCAAUUUGAUAUUAAAUGGUAUUUAUUCAACAAGUGCAUACAUAAUGAUAAUUGCAAAAUAGAGUUCUGAAGAUCGGCCUGUUUUCAAUCGUAUUUCAAAUAUUAAUUGCAAUUAUGUCAGUGAAAAGUAAGGGGAAAGUAAAAGAAAAGACGUGAAUUAAAAUGAUCACAUUUAAAUGAUGUUACUGACAGUCUCGCCUGCAUUAAUCUUUAUAGAAACAGUGCUGAAAAAUAUGAAGUAUUAUUUUUCAUAAAGGUAGAAGAAGUAACAUGUUUGUUGACCUCAAAUGGUCUUUGUUCUUGACUGAAAAACUUAUUAUUGAUGUCAUAUUGUGAUGUCAAAUAACUUUACCUUAUUUAAUAUAAAGUGUCAUUUAAUUUGAUUGUAUUUUUUGUCAAAUAAUGAAGAAAAUGUCAAAGCUUAUCAAAGUUAGUUGAUCUACAUAACCUUUGACGUUGACCUAGCAGUAGCCUUAAAUCAUACUCAUAUAAUCUCUUAAAUGUGUAAAUCAUUAUAUAGAUCUUAUCUAAAUUCUUUUAAUCUUAAAAUCAGUUUACUGACCCCAAGUCUCCUUUGACAUACGCAUAUUGACCUGAAAUGUAAUUUUUCCAUUUUUAAUGUUGUAUACCUGAGAUUCAUUGUUCUGUACGUUUAUGCAAUAUGGACGCAUAAUUUUGAUAUCAUGAUUAAAAAUAAUGACCUUGGUAAGUUUGAAGGUUGAUAAUAGAGCAUUAUCAAAGUUCAUUGGCCCUAAAUGAACCUCUGCAAGAUGAUCGGUGAUAUACGUACUUGAUCAUAUUUAUGUCCAAGUUUCACGAAAUGGGUCCAUAUAUUUUCCAAGUUAUGAUGACAUUUCUAACAAAAAAAAAUCUAAAACUUGGUUAAGAUUUAAUUCAAUGUUGACGAUUACGCCGGAAAGGUGGAGCCAUUGUCUCGCUUCUGCUAUGUAGGCGAAAUAAAAAUAAUUAAAAUUAUAAAAAUUGACUUUUAAUAUUAUGAGUUCGAAAAGCCUAGUGGAAGUUAUUUUCAAAAGUGAAUCUAUCAAAUUUUAUAUGUUAACAGAAUACAUGAAUUUACAUAAAAUAAGAAAGAAAAGUAAAGUGAAAGAAACUGUUAUAUUUUUGCAAGAGUUAUUCAUUGCAUUGUUUUCAAUCACUUUGUUUUGCACCAAACCUUUUCAUAUUUCCAGUUUUUUUCCUGAAUGUGUGUAUGCCUAUUUAUUUUCAAUAAUUGAUAAUUAUGGUCUUUUCAUUAAUAGGCCUACAUUAAAUAUUAAUUGCAACCAAAGAUUGAAUUGAAAAUGCUUGUACGGCAUGGCCGUAAGCAGAUUUCUUUUCGGGGGGGGGGGACAAGACGCAUAAAAGUCGAAGAAACUAAAAAGUGAGGCAGCGAAGGGGUGGUUUUGCCUGUUCUAAAGUAAAAUUUAAGGUUUUAGUGCAUAUUUUUGUGAAUUUUGUGAAAAUGUUAGGUAGAAAUGGGCUUCUGGGGGCCUAGACAACUGCCCCCCCCCCCCCCAAUCUGCGUACUGGCAUGCUCUGCAAGGUAAAAUUUUCAUACAUGAAAUUAAUAAAACUGUAUAAUGGUUAACAUGAUCUAUUAAAACAAGUAAGAAUACGAACCAUUUUGAGAUCCCUUAAACCUUGCAAAUUUAAUCAGGGAAAACAAAACAGAUUUGAAAUGCUCGAGUAGCAAAAAGGGCAUUAUGUUUAUCAGGGGACGUUAUCAAUUGAACAAAAUAUGGCUGUUAAUGGAAACGGACAUAACAAAAAAGGUAACCAUGGACACGGGUAUACUGUGGAUAGUAAUAGCAGACACUUUGCAUAUAGUUGAUCGAGCACAGGAUGAUGAGAGUGACUUCACCCGCAUAGCACUGAUUAAAAGCUUCACCAUCAUAGCGGCGUUGAGCUACCAUAGUACAUGUACUUGAACAGAGAUAGAGAAUAUAUUCGUAACACAAGUAAAAGUUUAAUGUCAUCCUAUAAAGGAAAUCCUGCAAUACGCAGCUGUUUUCAUUUAUGUCUGCAAAAAUAAUUAAUUUUGACAGCAUUUUCCCCAUUUUCCUCUGAAGGUUUCCUCCACAAGACAUUUUUUUUAAGUUACAUGAUCAUUCCCAUUUAUUUCACUACUAUUGUUUUAUUUCUAUGUAAUUUAAAUUGUAUCUUUUCCAUAAUGAUGUUGAGAUGUAAAUGUGUAUUUACUUUGCUGUUUUUGUCGAAAUAAAUGAAAUGAAAUGAAAUGCAAUAUGUAGGGGAAGGCGGGGUAAGUUGAGCAUAGGGGCAAGUUGAGCCACCACCCCCAGGCCAAUAAUGAAUGAGUCAGACAUUAUGGUGGUGUCAUGUAUUGAUGACCCAUUACAUAACCCUUCACCCACCACAUUGUUUUCAACUUUGAAACAAAAAGUACUUUUUUAGAGGGAAAAAUACAAAUUUCAGCCCAAAAAGUAAAAAAGGGUGUGAAAUAGAUAAGUGUUUUUUACACACACACGUCUUUCCAUAUAAAAAGACACUGAUAAGAACAACAUUGUCAGUCCAGGUAUGGAUCUUCAUCCUUGUCACAAUCUUUUACAUGGUGGAUGCAGAAGAAAUGUGUGGAUGCGAAAUUAUUGCAUUAAGUUCGGACUGGGGUAAGUUGAGCCAGCCAACAUGGGGUAAGUUGAGCCAUGGUAAUUCUUAUGGUAAUGUAAAUAAAAAAACAAUCAAACCUUAAAAAGCCAUCCAUAUGCAGGCAGAAAAGAGCAAAUUCACAUGACAGUUCUUUUACUUAUAUAGAGAAUGUUAGUAUUUAUAGAGAAUUAGCAAGUGAAAAGACUUUAAAUAAAAAAUUGACAUGCUGGUUGUUCCCACAUACAUUUUGUACAUAGUUUUUGUGGCUCAACUUACCCUAGAAGGUGGCACAACUUACCCCACAGAUGGGGCAAGUUGUGCCACUUGACAUCGUUUUUUUCAAAGGUCACAACGACUUUCAGUGUGGGGGUAGAACGUUGUAUAUAGGUGAAAAAGAUUUCUCAAGAAUCAUAUCUAAAGGCAAGGUACUUAUUUCUACAAUAUUAUUAAUCAUAUCAAUUCUAUCAUGCAAAAUGCAAAAAGUGUCACAACUUACCCCGCCUUCCCCUACUGUAGCUGAAGUCUUAAUUCUAGACCUGUUAUUGGUUGAAGUGUCAAAUAUCAGUCCGUAUUUGCAGACUGGUAUAUUGCACUUAUCCUUGAUUCAUGAGAUAUCUCUGAUCGGGGCCUGAACUGGAUACUGAAAAAGAGUGAGACGACGCUCAAGAAUAUUUGUAUAGGUCUAAUCUAUACAUCUUCAUAUUGGAAAUUCAAUACAAUUAUGUUUAAAGUUCAUACCCUUUCGAAAUUUUCUUUAUCGGUGAACUGACGUAGAGAAGUUACAGACCAAUGGUGGGUCAAGAUAAACAAUGAUGAAUUUGAGAUAAAAAGAUACAA
This is a messenger RNA of Lytechinus pictus (painted urchin), 5413 nucleotides long. RefSeq names its product beta-1,3-galactosyltransferase 5-like. Gene Ontology annotation, molecular function: hexosyltransferase activity. Gene Ontology annotation, cellular component: Golgi membrane. The coding region runs from base 869 to 1930 and encodes 353 amino acids. The transcript has a single exon. The record is from RefSeq and is a predicted model, not a curated record. NCBI's taxonomy places the organism in Eukaryota, Metazoa, Echinodermata, Echinoidea, Temnopleuroida, Toxopneustidae.